This is a messenger RNA of Cervus elaphus (red deer), 827 nucleotides long. RefSeq names its product neuropeptide FF-amide peptide precursor (gene NPFF). Lineage: Eukaryota; Metazoa; Chordata; Mammalia; Artiodactyla; Cervidae. The record is from RefSeq and is a predicted model, not a curated record. Gene Ontology annotation, cellular component: axon terminus; perikaryon; dendrite. The coding region runs from base 277 to 744 and encodes 155 amino acids. Gene Ontology annotation, biological process: excitatory postsynaptic potential. Gene Ontology annotation, molecular function: neuropeptide hormone activity; G protein-coupled receptor binding. The transcript is spliced from 3 exons.
CCUAGCCUGACAGGGUUUUCUCUGUGUUUUAUUCUACAAGCUAGCAAAGAGAGGAGGUGAUCCAUUGGAGCGCUCCAACCUGUUGAGGGAUUGGGAGUUCUUGAAGGCCCCCCAGGGCUCUGACAAAGCAUCUGCAAUUAAUGAUGCUUCUUGAGCUCUGGAGACAGGAUUUAUGCAUCUAAUAAAGUCUAUAACUCCAGGCUUAGGGGCUGGGACCGGAGGCUGAGAGCACGAAGUCCCACAGGGGCCGGGGAGGGGGGUCCCAGGCGGCUCUUAAUGGAGCUGUGCAUUUCCAUUGCCUUCUCUAGAUUCCGCCUCAGGCGGCUGUGGGAGGUGAGGAACAGGGGGACAGCAGGUAUAAGAGGCGGGUGUGGCCACAGCAAGGCAGGUGGCAGCAUGGAUGCCAGGCAGGCAGCAGCGCUGCUGCUGGUGUUGCUGUUAGUCACAGACUGGAGCCACGCUGAAGGACCAGGGGGCCGGGAUGGAGGAGACCAGAUCUUCAUGGAGGAAGAUAGUGGCGCCCACCCACCACAGGAUGCCCAGACCCCCAGGUCACUCCUGCGCUCCCUGCUCCAGGCCAUGCAGAGAACUGGCCGGAGUCCAGCCUUCCUGUUUCAGCCCCAGAGGUUUGGCAGAAACACCCGGGGCUCCUGGAGCAACAAAAGACUGACUCCUCGAGCUGGAGAGGGGCCGAGUUCCCCCUUUUGGAGCCUGGCUGCCCCUCAGCGCUUUGGGAAGAAGUGACGCGUCAUCCUCUGAGGUGUGCAUGCGAGGCCCACACCCCAAAGUGCCAUGUGUCCCCCGCAAAUAAAGCUGUCUGGCUUCUG